Macadamia integrifolia is the source of this 1659-nucleotide messenger RNA. Its product is annotated as RING-H2 finger protein ATL7-like. The transcript is spliced from 3 exons. Lineage: Eukaryota; Viridiplantae; Streptophyta; Magnoliopsida; Proteales; Proteaceae. Gene Ontology annotation, molecular function: transferase activity. The coding region runs from base 820 to 1563 and encodes 247 amino acids. Gene Ontology annotation, biological process: protein ubiquitination. The record is from RefSeq and is a predicted model, not a curated record.
AAACUGUGUUGGUUUCGACUGUUAAGAGUUGAGAAAAGAGAUGCCAUAAAGUUUGCCCAAACGAAAAAUGUUCGAAAGGAAGAACGCUGAAACAUUUAAGUCUUCAACUGGAUUCAGUUUCACCGAGCUUGAGGUUGUCAUCUCUACACUUGUUUUGUGAGUUUCAGUUUAGGGUUUGUAGUAAUUACAGAUAAGAUUAGAUGAUUUCGGAAGUAGCUAGGAACCUUCAAAUUGUUUCCUUUCUUUUUUUAAUUAUUUGUCUCUUCUUGAUAGAGCAACGGUCCUAUUCUUGAUAUAGACAACGGCUUUUCUGUAGGUCUUGUAAUUUCGUCCUGUCAUUUUCUCCUGUAGCUUAAUCCAAGCCAUCGAUUUUACUCAGGGCCGGUGUUCCUCAAUGUAUCACCAACUCUGAAUGUUAAUUAACUUGAUCUUCUCUGGUUUUUCCUGUUCUUCUUUCUGCUAUUGUAUUCUGUUUAUUUGAACCCUUUUUUUUUUUUUUUUUUUUAACUUAUUUUUUGGAUUAAUUGAGAUUCUGGGAAUUCCCACUUUUGGGUUUUUAGUCUCAGACGAAUUUGGGGUUUUUUUUUUCUGAGAUUUUGUGAGUUGGGUAGUUCUCAUUUUGCAGUUUUUCUGUAUUUCUUACUCUGAAUUUUCUGGUUCUCGUCUCUGUAGCAUUAAGAAUUCAAUUCCCAUAAUUUUUGUUUAUCUUUCCUGGACUGGGUCUUAUUUUAUCGUAGGGAUCUUUCUUUCAAGUUUGCUUCUGUUUUUUUCUUCAGUUAUUUUAUUUAUGGGAUUUGAGGUUCUUGAGGUUGGUUGGUGAUGUCUUAUAACAAUCCAGAGACGCCUGAUUGUUGCUCAUCGGCUUCAGCUGAACUGAAACUAUACCAAGCUUUCAUCUUUUCCAUACCAAUCAUCUUCACUUUUGUUCUUUUGUUCCUAUUUUACUUUUUCUAUAUUCGACGAGGGAGCGUUUAUUGGUCAUCUAUACGGAUGAGGACAUUCAACGGGAUUACGGAGGAACCCAUCACCAGACCAUCAGAAUUGGGUUUGAAGAAGGAGAUUAGAGAGAUGCUACCAAUAAUUGUAUUCAAGGAGAGCUUUUCUGUCAAGGAUACACAAUGUUCAGUAUGCCUGGGGGAUUACCAAGCUGAGGACAAGCUUCAACAAAUACCUGUAUGUGGCCACACUUUUCACAUGGAUUGCAUUGACCACUGGCUUGCUACCCACACCACCUGUCCUCUUUGCCGCUUCUCCCUCUUACCAUCUUCUAAAACUGCACCUGACCAUUCUGACAAUCGAGUCGAAGCCCAGGCUGAUGAAGAACAAUCUUAUCAAGAAUCCUCAAGUAUUAGUCAUGAGGUUGGAACCUCUGUUCAAACAGGGGCUGAGAGAGAGAGCAUAGGGGAAGAGAGUGGCAGCUAUUGUAUUAGAACAAAGGAAGAGUGCUCUGAUGCAAGAAGAGAAGUUGAAGGGAUUGGGUGUGGUGGUGAAGUUUCAGAUGUUGUGCUUGAUGUUGAAACACAUGGUUCUAAUGAUCAUGUGCUUGUGACAGAACAUCCUUAAAAACUAGUUUAGUGUUCUUCUAUUCUGCUUUAAAUUUAAAGAAAGUUCUGUUAUGUAAGAAAAUUGUACAUGAUAAAGGUUAGGGUUCAUUUUUAA